This is a messenger RNA of Glossina fuscipes, 2438 nucleotides long. RefSeq names its product protein Spindly (gene Spindly). Bases 264 to 2438 code for a protein of 724 amino acids. Lineage: Eukaryota; Metazoa; Arthropoda; Insecta; Diptera; Glossinidae. The transcript is spliced from 5 exons. The record is from RefSeq and is a predicted model, not a curated record.
AAAGUUCAUAUAAAAAUGUAUAAAGGCAUCAAGUCUCAUACGUUAGCAUAAUUUUCAAAGCUUGAUAAAUGAACAAUGAUUCUGUGUAGAUUGUACUUAACUCGUUACGAUAAUUUACAUCACAAAUUCUUAAUAUAUAUAGAAGAUGCUAAAUACAAUAUCUUUUAUAAUUUAUAAGAAGAAGAAAAAUUAGUUUGAUUAAAAGGCGCUGUCUUUCAUAAAUUUUAAAGAAUAUUUUCUAUUGUCAGUUGUUUCGUGUUAAAAUGGAUGAUUAUUCGGAUGUUUUAAAUUUGUCGCCUGAAGAUUUGCUGGAAAAAUAUUGCAAACUUAAUGAUCGAUAUCAAGAAAUGGUCAAAGUUAAUGAAGCUGAUACUCAACACAUUUAUGAACUAAAAGGAGCACUCCAAAGAGCCACAGCUGCAGAAGCCUUCCUGUCACAAGAAUUGGACCAACUGACCAGCUAUGAAAACAAUCGUAAUACAAAUGAUUUACAACAACUGCAACAGGAAAUAGAAAGACUAGAAAAUGCUAAUCGGAAGCUGAAACAAGACUUUGAUGUUGUGGUUGAUGAAAAUAUUCAACUUUCAAAAGUGGUGGAAGAAACUGUCAAAAACAAAACUGACCUUCCUGUUGUUGUAUCACCUCAGGAGAGUAAACUGUCCAAUGAGGAUUUUGAACGCAUGCAUAUGUUAGAGAAUGAAAAUAUUGAAUUGUUGCGAAAAAUGGAGGAAUUUCAAGAGAGUUUUUUGCGCUGCACGCUCACAAUAGCCGAACAUGAGAAGAACAUUGAAAUACUACGAGAUCAAGUCAAUUGUUUAGAAGAAAAUUUAAAAUCGAAACAGACAGAUUUAGAAGAAAAAGUGUCAAUGCUCGAAAGCACCCAAGAACAACUAAUAGAAGCCAAUGCCAAACUAGCGAUGAUGACAAGCAUGCCGGAAUGCGUUGAUCGCAAAGGCAAUUCCUUGUUUGCUGAAGUUGACGAUCAGCGCCAAGCGAUGAAAAAGCUGCUAAACGCUCAAAAGGUAAGUUAUCUGGAAAUGAAAAAGAUCUACAGCGAAAGCGAACACGAGAUACGUCGUUUAAAACGUGAAAAUACUUCUAUGCGAACUGAGUUGGAGGCAUGCAGUUCAAUAUUUUGUUUCGCAGAUAGGACUUAUCAAGAAAAACUAAACCAACGUAUUCAACGGCUACUAAGUGAGAACGAGGGCUUGGAGCGCAAAUUAAAUUGGACACAGGAACACCUUAAGGAAUUAUCUUCUGAAAGAGGAGUACUUUGGCUGGACUCAAUGCUUGAUUUUUGCAAAAAAGAAACUAAUACUCUUAGGCAACAGCUGCACAGCGAGCGUUUACAAAGGGCCAGUUUGGAGGAACAGUUACGUAACGCCCUUCAGGAUAUGGCUCGCUGGAGAUUUGAAUCCUUAAAAUCACGUUGCGUUCUUUUAAAUCGCGAAUAUUUAUUAAACGAACAUAAGAUUCCAUUUGAACCAAUGCAAGCCUUGGAUUUUCAUAUAACCCAUAAAGAGCAAGAAGAAGCAAGACCACGUAUAAUAAAUAGACCGAAAAACGAUCUGUUAAAGCCAACCGCAAUAGCAGAAAGUGAGAAAGAAGAUUUAAUUGGAAAGGAUCAAUGCUGCGAAAUCCAAAAAAUUGGACAAAAACUUGAAGACGAAGCGGAACCCAACGAAUUAACAAAAAGUUCUUACGCUGGACUCAAAAACAAUCAGCCACCAAGCGGUAGCUCCAACGCAGGCCUAUCGGAUUGUGAGAAAUCGGAAAUAUCUCCCAAAAUAUCAGAAGAAAUUGCCAAACUAAAUCUCGUACAGGAAGUUACUAACCUCUCCACGAAAAGUGAAUCAUCUGCUUCCGAUCAACAAAAGCCUGAAAGCAAAUCGCAAAGCAAUGAAUCUGCAAUAAAGGAAGAUUAUGAUGGUGAACAAAAGCCUAAAAACGAAUCGCGAUGCGAUGAAUCCUUAACAAAGGCAAACUAUGAACUGAAAGGUGAACAGAAACUUCAAGGAAGCCCUGUUCGAUCUUUUAAUAUAUAUAACGAUAACGAGAAUUACGAAUCGUCUCCGAAAAUAAAAGAAAAAUUUUUCAAGUUAGUUGGUAAACCGCCCUCUCCAAUGCGUCCUUCACAAAGAGCUCUGAGGAAACCAGAUAAAGUAGACAAAUGUGUAAAGAAGUCGCGUUCAAUAUUAAGUGAGAAACGUGAUUUAUUCCAUGAAGAAGCACCCAAAAAUGUAACAUUUUCGACAGAAAAAGCAACGAUACAUAGUCCGACCUUUGAUAAAUCAUCAUCCGAAGAUUGUGUGUCCGUUUCAGACGAAACGUUAACACCACUUUUCACAAAGAGCAUAAACAAAGUUUCGGUUAAAGGAUCUCGAACAAAAUCUAAUAUUGUCGUACGCCAUGUAGUUGUGAGCUCCAAACGCGAUUAA